Cryptotermes secundus is the source of this 3051-nucleotide messenger RNA. Its product is annotated as glucose dehydrogenase [FAD, quinone]. The record is from RefSeq and is a predicted model, not a curated record. Bases 116 to 2014 code for a protein of 632 amino acids. NCBI's taxonomy places the organism in Eukaryota, Metazoa, Arthropoda, Insecta, Blattodea, Kalotermitidae. Gene Ontology annotation, molecular function: flavin adenine dinucleotide binding; oxidoreductase activity, acting on CH-OH group of donors. The transcript is spliced from 4 exons.
GGGGCAGGUUUCCUCCGAGUACUUCGGUUUCCCCUGCCAUUCAUGAUCGAUACCAAUUGGCUGUCACUAGACACACUCUUCGGCUGGAGGAACGCGCCAGUAUCUGAAAGCCAUCAUGUCUGUAAAGGGAUUGGCUUCAGCGGCACGUAUCGCCGCGGCUUAUGGUACCGGGUUCUCCUUUAUCAUCCUCACGCAAGUACUUAUCCAACUGCUACGUCCAGACAUCGUGGAUAAGAACAUGAGGCCAAAAGACUGCAGCAUCAUUAAAAUGCACAAACAUUACGACUUCAUCAUCAUAGGAGGGGGAAGUGCAGGAGCUGUGGUUGCCAAUCGUCUAUCUGAAAUAUCCAACUGGACGGUUUUACUUCUGGAAGCUGGCGGCGAUGAAACUUUACUAUCCGACGUCCCUCUAUAUAUGCCAGCACUUCAGUUGUCCCCGUUAGAUUGGAAAUUUAAAACAGAACCAUCUAAUACUUCGUGUCUCGGUAUGAAUGAAGGCCGAUGCAACUGGCCGCGUGGAAAAGUUCUGGGGGGCUCGAGUGUCCUGAACGCUAUGAUCUACAUCCGCGGAAACGCUAAGGACUAUGACCGCUGGGCAGCUCUUGGGAAUGAAGGAUGGAGCUACAGAGAAGUGCUUCCUUAUUUCAAGAAAUCUGAGGACAUGAGGGUAGAUGAAUAUAUUGACUCCCCUUACCACGGUACAGGAGGGCCUCUCACUAUAGAGGAGUUUGCGUACACCUCUCCUAUUUCAAAGGCAUUCCUUGCAGCUGGAAGAGAGAUGGGUUACGAGGCCCAAGAUUUGAACGGGGCGAUGCAGGCAGGAUUCAUGAUGACACAUGGUACACUGAGGCAGGGCCUGCGAUGCAGCACUGCCAAAGCGUUUCUAAGGCCCGCAGCCAGGAGGAAGAAUCUUCAUAUCAGCAUGCAUUCUCACGUGGAGAAAAUAAUAAUCAACAAUGAGACCAAACGAGCAGAAGGCGUCGUGUUCAGGAAAAAUGUCGGGGGUAUAAGAACGGUAUAUGCUGACAAAGAAGUCAUCCUGUCGGCUGGGUCUGUCCAGUCCCCUCAGAUUCUUAUGCUAUCGGGAGUGGGACCAAGUGACCAUCUUAGGGAGAUGGGCAUUCAUCCGAUUGUGAAUAUGCCGGCUGUUGGCGAGAACCUUCAGGAUCACGUGGCAAUGGGAGGAACGGCAUAUCUCAUAGAGUCACCAGCUCACAUGGAUAACUUUGGAGCCAGUUUCGUCCUACCGAAAAUCAUGACUAUGAAUACACUCCUCAACUUCGCCGUCCAAUCAAGAGGCCCUCUCUAUGCUCUGCCUGAAGCUGAAGUCAUGGCUUUCAUUAAUACAAAGUACGCAAACCACACAGAGGACUGGCCCGACAUACAGCUGUUCCUCGCGUCCUAUGCGGACAACACGGACGGAGGGCUGUUCGGCAAGAAAGACAACGGGCUUACGGACGAGUAUUACGCUGUUAUGUACGAACCUAAUCUGUAUAAGGACUCGUACUCCGUGCUGCCCCUGCUCCUGAGACCCAAGAGUCGGGGCAGGAUACGCCUCAAGAACGCCAACCCACAUGAGCAUCCACUUAUAUACCCUAACUACUUUCACCAUCCCGACGACAUUGCAGUGCUAAUUGAAGGAGCCAAGUUCGGAUACGCGUUGAGCAAGACUCGAAGGAUGCAGCAACUAUCAGCACGCAUUAACGAGAUACAGAUCCCUGGCUGCCGACACCUCGAGUUCUUGUCUGACGAGUACUGGGAAUGCGCGGCAAGGCACUAUACUAUGACGAUCUACCACCCGGUGGGCACAUGCAAGAUGGGACCUGCUACAGACCCGGACGCCGUGGUCGACCCUAGACUCCGAGUGUAUGGCACCUGGAACCUCAGAGUUGUCGACGCAUCCAUAAUGCCCUUUAUCGUUUCUGGUAACACUAAUGCGCCCGCGAUAAUGAUCGCUGAAAAGGCAUCGGAUAUGAUCAAAGAGGAAUGGCUGCCAUCUUCUUCUAACACGUGACUAGUUCAGACGUCUAUCUUCAGAGCACCUCUGGACAAAGGAAAAGACAAUGCCUUAACACAAAGGCAUACUCUGGCGGCUGCGGACGUUAGCCGUGCCACUCCAGUUACGUCAUCAGUGACGAUGUUUGUGAAAAGUGAUAAACGACGGAAGUCCAGCACCAGACAAAGUUCCCAUGCAGAAGAAUAACGAUAAAUUUGAAGGAUAUAUUUAAAACAUUUUAAAGAAUUUUACAUGAGAUAUUCAAUGAGAGAAUCUCAAAAUAGUAUGACACUGCAUUAACAACUAACACGACCGAACAUUAUCGAAUCCAUAAAUUUGUAAAAAAUAAUUACCCUGACAUCCAUCAUUUCAAAAGAUUUUACUUCUAAACUGUAUAUACAGAACGCUGUAGCUGCGUUGAUGUAAACGCACAUAUAUGAAGGAGAGUCUGUAAAUAGGUCACAAAUGGAAGUAAAACAGCCGUUAUGGACGUAAUAUGUUUUCUGUAUGUGUAUCACUAGGUAGCACCACAGUUCAGCUUCAUGACAAUCUAGGUAGCAAACAUAUAUGACCAUGUUAAGAGGCUGGUUUCAGUAGUCAAAAUGGAGACAGUGCACGAGGAGUAUUAUACCGAGAAGCAUCGUUCUGUUGUGCGUUCUUUUUUGUGAGCAAAAGGACUCAAUGCAAACGAUAUUAAUAAAAGAAUGUUUCAUGUUUACGGUGGGGGGUGUUUGUAACGUAAAGCGGUUCACAACUAGGUCGCGAAAUUCUCUCAAGGACGUUCGAAAGCCGCAGAUUAUGCCCGACCAAGUGCGGAAGUGGCGGAGAUAACAGCCAAAAUUACUUCUACGCUGCGGAUUUCGACGCACUGGUAAAGCAAUGGGGCAAGUGUAUCAAUGUUGGUGGAGGAUAUGUCGAGAAAUAAAUGUUUCUUCCAGGGUUCAGUAUUACAUAUUUUACGAUUUAUAUCCAUUUGCGACCUGUUUACUGACUCUCACAUAAGAUAUUUCUACAUCAACAGCAUAAAAUGAACAAGAACACGCUACUGGACCAUA